AUGCUCGUUCUCAGACGAUUUGAUCCUCACUGUGUUGCGCCGCCUCUUUUAGGGGCGGAUUUCCAGGCACUGCGCCACGCCUUGACUCAUCAUAUCCCUUUUCCUCCCCAUCUCGGCAUCCCUCUGCCACUCCCCAUUUAUCCAACCCUCUGUCCUUCCCCAUUUCCUCGUUUCGCAGUCACUCCUCAUAUCCCGUUUCGCCCAGUCCCUCCCCAUUUCCCCGUUCUCCAGUCACUCCCCAUUUCCCCUUUUCACAGUCAGUACCCAUUUCCCCUUCCCUCAAUGCCUCCCUUUCCAUAUCCCUGUUUCUCACUCCCCUUUUCCCCCUCCAUCUGGUCCCUCCCCAAUUCGCCUUCCCUCUGUCCCUCCCCAAUUCGCCUUCCCUCUGUCCCUCCCCAAUUCGCCUUCCCUCUGUCCCUCCCCAAUUCGCCUUCCCUCUGUCCCUUCCCAAUUCGCCUUCCCUCUGUCCCUCCCCAAUUCGUCUUCCCUCUGUCCCUCCCCAAUUCGCCUUCCCUCUGUCCCUCCCCAAUUCGCCUUCCCUCUGUCCCUCCCAGCGUUCCAUCCAUGUCCCCGACUCCUGGUACGUACCUGGUAUGUACCUGGUGUGUGCCUGGUUUUCGCCCGUGCGCCCCCCCUUGCCCUUCUCAUCCCCACUCCCCUUGCCUCCUGUCCAUCCCCACUUCCCUUUCCCCCUGUCCAUCCCCACUCCCCUUGCCCCCUGUCCAUCCCCACUUCCCUUUCCCCCUGUCCAUCCCCACUUCCCUUGCCCCCUGUUCAUCCCCACUUCCCUUUCCCCCUGUCCAUCCCCACUUCCCUUUCCCCCUGUCCAUCCCCACUUCCCUUUCCCCCUGUCCAUCCCCACUUCCCUUUCCCCCGGUCCAUCCCCACUCCCCUAAACCCCUGUCCAUCUCCACUUUCCUUUCCCCCUGUCCAUCCCCACUCCCCUUGCCCCCUGUCUAUCCCCACUUCCCUUUCCCUCGGUCCAUCCCCACUCCCCUAAACCCCUGUCCAUCCCCACAUCCCUUUCCCCCUGUCCAUCCCCAAUUCCCUUUCCCCCUGUCCAUCCCCACUUCCCUUUCCCCCUGUCCAUCCCCACUUCCCUUUCCCCCUGUCCAUCCCCACUCCCCUUGCCCCCUGUCCAUCCCCACGUCCCUUUCCCUCGGUCCAUCCCCACUCCCCUAA
Molecule: messenger RNA, 1182 nt
Organism: Closterium sp. Naga37s-1
Lineage: Eukaryota; Viridiplantae; Streptophyta; Zygnematophyceae; Desmidiales; Closteriaceae
Source: the annotation of a GenBank genome assembly